Messenger RNA from Papaver somniferum (opium poppy), 1143 nucleotides. Its product is annotated as F-box/kelch-repeat protein At3g06240-like. The transcript has 2 exons. The record is from RefSeq and is a predicted model, not a curated record. NCBI's taxonomy places the organism in Eukaryota, Viridiplantae, Streptophyta, Magnoliopsida, Ranunculales, Papaveraceae. The coding region runs from base 83 to 1003 and encodes 306 amino acids. Gene Ontology annotation, molecular function: protein binding.
CAUGUUUUAAAAACCUAAACUCUAAACUCAAGUUCACUGACUGUCGCCUCUCUCUGCAUUUACUCAUCGGGAAGAAGCAAAGAUGUCCGGCCAUCACUUACCAGAGGGGAUCUUAUUGGAUAUAUGCUUAAGAUUACCAGUGAAAGCUAUUGGAAGAUUCAGGUGUGUUAACAAAAGCUUAUGCAGUUUGUUACAAAGCCCUAAUUUCAUUCAAAUGCAUCUCAAUCAUUCUACUGAAAAAGAUAAGUUUAAACUCUUGAUUUCUAGCUACAGUGAUGGUCAGAGUUCUGUCCAUUCAAUGGCCAGUAGAAGUGAUUCUUCGUUAUUGUUGUCUGAUUAUGAAUCCGUUGAAAUUGAUUAUCCGUUCAAGUCUCAAAAUCCAUUAGUUGAAAUCAUUGGUUCAUGUAAUGGCUUGGUCUGCUUAGAACUUAAUAGGCGUGAUGUUUGUAUCUGGAAUCCAUCUACAACUGAGUUCAAGAAAAUACAAACACCGCCUACUGUAUUUAAGGUUCUUGAUGUGGCCCACAGGAGAGGGCAGAAGGGAUACUCGUAUGGAUUUGGUUAUGAUUCCAAAAUUGGGGAUUAUAAGUUGGUUAGAUAUGAACGCUGUGAAUAUGUGAUGUACCUUUCAUCAGGUAGCAUCUAUACAUUAGGAACAGAUACAUGGAAGAAAAUUGAAUCUAGGGCAUUGUCACUCUAUGAUGUUAGCUUUGCAGACAAAUCGGGGGUGCAUGUUAAUGGAGUUCUGUAUUGGAUUGCAGCUCGCACCCUCGAAAAGGGAGAUGGGUUCAAAUCAUGCCUGGUAAUAGUUUCUUUCAAUAUCUGUGGUGAGAGUGGCCAUGAGAUACAACUACCUGCUGACAUUUCAGCCGGCCAGGUGGCACUUAGUUUGAGUAUGUUUGAUGGGAACCUUUGCCUGAUUUGUGAUAUACUUGAUGUUCAUGUGGAGGUAUGGGUGAUGAAAGAUUUUGGAGAGGAUAAAGCUAGGGAGAGAGAAAGUUGAUGAGCCUAAUGGUCUUGUUUUAUAUAAACCUAAACAUAAAAGGAGUACAGUUCUACAAAUGCCUGGUCCUCAUAUGUUAUUUGGCAUUGAGAGUUAUUUUCCAAGCUUAGCUUCCCUUAAAUCGGGUACUUUUUUGAGGG